AUGGGUGCAAGUUGUUCUGGACAUUCUUCUCCAUAUCAUUAUGGAUUCCCUGCAAGGAAUAGAAGAACUGUUAUCUCUGAAUCAGAUUCAAAUCAUUUCAACAAAAAUUAUUUAAUUGAAGGAACAGAAUUUUGGUCAGAGAAAAGAUAUCGAGAAAAGAAUUAUUUAAGAAAUGGUAAAAAAGGAAGAUAUGAUAAUUGUCAAAAUAAAUCGGAUAAUAUAUACCAAAAAGAGCAAUGUGAUUAUUACUGGACUUCUUCAAUUUCUCCAAAUAACAAUAAUAUUUUAACAAAACAAAUAUCCCAAGAAUUAAAUAAACAACCAAAAAUAAUUAAUCAAACAAAUUCUUUAACAACACAACAAUUUGGACAAAAAUUAAAUAAUAAUAAUACAAAAAAGACUAGUUUAGUACAACCAUAUGGAAUUCAAUCUAGAUAUUUACCUAUUAAUAUUUAA
This is a messenger RNA of Meloidogyne enterolobii, 456 nucleotides long. NCBI's taxonomy places the organism in Eukaryota, Metazoa, Nematoda, Chromadorea, Rhabditida, Meloidogynidae. The record is from the annotation of a GenBank genome assembly.